This is a messenger RNA of Meira miltonrushii, 672 nucleotides long. RefSeq lists its product as uncharacterized. The transcript is spliced from 2 exons. Bases 1 to 672 code for a protein of 223 amino acids. The record is from RefSeq and is a predicted model, not a curated record. NCBI's taxonomy places the organism in Eukaryota, Fungi, Basidiomycota, Exobasidiomycetes, Exobasidiales, Brachybasidiaceae.
AUGCAAUUCCGCUCUCUGCUCGUUGGUGCGAUUUGCAUUCUUACAAGCCUAUAUCAGGUAGGAUCAACGAAAAAAGGUGCCACAUAUUCAAGUGAGAUCAACACAGCAUUGGUGCUCAAACGAUCCUUGAGUUCUGAUGAUUCAAAGGCUGUCAGCAAAAGCGCUUUAUCUGAAGAUCAUGAUGUCCGUAGUGCUGCAGCCACUCUGAUGGACAUUUCUUCCAGUCAUACACCCAAACCAAUUGAUGAAAUCCACGUUCCGCAAAAGGCGAGAAGUUCAAGGAAGAGAAAAGCUUCGGAAAUUGCUCAAGCGACUACUGUUCCCAUUUACUCCAAAUAUUCAGAUAUACCAACGUCUUAUCGAGUUUUGAGUCAAAAACGAGAAUUUUUGGCAAAAAAACGAAUCGCUAACAAUUUGCGAUAUCGAAAAGCACGUGAACUUCUUGGAGGAGGUGAAAAUUCGAAAGAAGGAGAAUAUAAUGUUAGAUCAAGAAGAUUAAAAAAGAAUCCAGCAAAGUCCACGCUUAAGAAUCGUAAAUGGAUGGCAAAAAUGCAAAGAGAAGAUCCACAAAAGUUUCAAAAGACAAUAGAACGUAAAAGAGCUUCUCAACGAAAGUUUUGGCAAAGCCUUAUUGCGGAAAAGACAAAACAAAAAGGGCAAGAAAGUGAUUGA